Messenger RNA from Eurytemora carolleeae, 1326 nucleotides. RefSeq lists its product as uncharacterized. NCBI's taxonomy places the organism in Eukaryota, Metazoa, Arthropoda, Copepoda, Calanoida, Temoridae. The transcript is spliced from 14 exons. The record is from RefSeq and is a predicted model, not a curated record. Bases 151 to 1311 code for a protein of 386 amino acids.
AACCUUUAAAUCUUGUUAAUUCUUGUUCGAUGUUUUUUAUCAAGUUCUGUUUUCAUAUUAUGUAAUAAGUCUGCUUCACACUUUUUAUAGAGAAAAUGCCGGUUUAGCGAAAGAAUGAGAAAACUAAGAAAAGAAGAUCUCUAAAACAUCAUGGCUCUUAGAAAAUCCUUUUCUGAAGAUGCCCCUUUAACUGAUGUGGAAAAACAAGAGAGGUUGCUGAAAACAUUAGCCUGUGCAGUUGAAAAUCUUCUGAUCAGCUAUGCCGGUCAGCCACCUGGUAUACGGGCCUGGGAUAUGUUGAGUGGUUUAUCAAAGGUCCUUGAUCUAAUACAAACAGUACUGAAGGAUGGAUCAAUGUACUUAGAUUACAGAGGUCAAACUGAGUGCAGAUCCUUUGUACUGGAACAAGCAGGAAGUCAAAUGGGUAUGUUUGGUAGUUCUUCCAUUGAGGGAUGGCUUCAGUUACAACUUUCAAACCAGUGUCUGACAAUGAAACUGCGAGAUCUGUACAGUGACAGGGAGAGGGUUGCUCUUCACUACACCGAAACAUCGAUCUCCAUGAACCCGGUGUUUAGGCAGACCUUCAUCUUCAUCAUAGAGGCACUAGAGAACUUAGAUCUAGAGAGGUUGUCAACUUUGGACUUGACGUUUAAUGAACUUGAACCUGAGCCUAGUAAACCUGUCAAAAAGAACUCUGUUCCUAAAUUGAAACAGCAUAGACGCUCUGUAAGCUGUCCAGAAGUAAAGGAUUUGUGUGAGCCUGUGGUGGAGGAACUGCAUAGUCCUGAAUAUCUGACAAUGAUUAAAGAUCUGUUGGAAAACAAGGAAUCCGAUGAAUCUACAAUUUCUCCACAGAAGACGAGUAGUCCGGUGUUGAAUUAUGAACAUAAAGUUGAAACAAAAAGUGUAUUUGUGAAAGGUCACAAUCGGGCAGCUUCUGAUUCAGAUAUAGCAUGGGGUAGACCUAUCUCUCCGAUUUUUAAUGGUUCCGAUGAUUUGGACUCCAGUCAAGAAAUUAAAGGAUCAUGGUCUCAAGUAGUCCCAGCAACUUCAGGUUGCUAUCAAAGACCUAAAGCCAACCAAUCUCUUGUAUCCUUUUUAUCUGAAAGUGGAGGGGAAAACGCGCGAAAGGGUCGAAGAGCACAACUUGAUCGAGAGAACGCUCAUUUUAUUCUAUCAGAAGCCAUGAUUGGUACCCUGGAACAGCUACACUUCGAUGCUAGUAUGAAACGUAUUGAUGAACAAGAGGAAAGUGAUGAUGAGAUAAGAGAUCUGAAAGAAAAUAUAAUCACUAACAUUGUUAUAGUAUGAAACAUAUUGAUAAAC